UUUGAUUCCGGCUACACCAUGUUUGUAGUGCAGUGGUAAUUCUGUUUUUACAAAAGAGGGACGGGAAGCUACAGGUGGUGACUACAGUGGGCUGUUCUAUGUAUACUACAGGUGGUGAUUAGCUGUGAUACAGCUGAUGACUUCUGUAGGGUGUGUAUACUACUCUGUUGGGGACGUGUGGCUGUGUACCGUUAGGUGGUGCUGGCUGCUGAAGUAGUGGCACACCGCAGUCACUCGGCCAUACUAGGGCAGGCUGCCUACUGAUUGCCACUGAUAGUAAAGCAAAUGACAAGCUUGUGGGCUAUUCCAGUUCAAAGUUGUUUUUAUCAUUUAUCGAUAGAACUGCAUUAUAGAUUUAUGUGAUGUAUUGAGAAUUUGUAAACAUAUGAGACAGGUAGGUUUUGUGGCGGUCUACCUGUGGCACAUGAGGUGAGACAAUGGUUGGGCUGGUGCAAUGGUUGGCCUCUCUCUUCUAAUUAACAGAAGAACCUGGACUUCUUAUGGAGGUGAAAAUUUAAUUACGAUAAUUGAAUGUGCUGGCGAGAUGUUAAAAAUGAGUUUGGAGAGUGAAUUAAUAUUUAAACAGUCUACAGAUAAUUACGUCAAAGUGGACUGAUGCUGGGCUGAAGCUAAAGGCCAGCAUAGGAACAUCCCACAUGGAUGACAGCAAGCAACCUGUAGACGUGCCACUCCUGGAAGCUCAAACAGUCAUGCUCAUUACCACUCCCCUCAGGGGUGACAUGAAUCGGUUCACCAGCAACUGUACACCACUUCCAUCUGGGACAAUCGUUUCACUUUGUAACUUAACGCCGCUACUCAUGUCUUGUCCUCCUCUUCCGGGGCAACAUUCUUAACUAUGCAUUCCCGUUAUUAUUAAUAUUACUCCACAACGAAGUGUUAUAAUGAAUAUUUUCAGGAAAAGCAGAUGUAUUUCACCCUCAUUUGAUCUGCCAAGGAUGUGUUUACCUCGUCAGAAGCAGACGUCCAUUGAUGACAAUGACCUAGAUGAGGCCAUUUGUCUUGAGGUUCCAGUGGAGACAAGGGCACGUUCCUCUAGUUUUGAUGCCAGUACUUUACAUAAAGAGACCCAAGAGUUUUUGGAGGUUCCCAAUCCUGGUCGGCGUUGUCAGUCAUUUGACUCGUCUUCCUCAGGAUGGGGCCAAGAAGUUGAGGAGUUCGAGCGUGAGGGUCGUCGUUAUAGUCUUAUUUCUAAAUACUCAAGGCGCCGGUCCUCGUUUGAAAUUCCGAAACUAUGCAUCCAUUGUGUACAUAUGGAACAGUACGAAGAACAGCAUAAGGAGGACGAGAGUCACCACACCGAGGUUGAGAAUGGCGCCUCUAGUGAUGAGGAUCUGUCAUUAGACAUGGGGUCUUUGGACUCUUGGGAUGAUUCUGAUGACAGUUGUGGACCUCAGGACAAAGAGGUGGAGGACAAAGAGGUGGAGGAGAUUAUGUGUAACUACACCAACGCCCUAACCCUUGAGGUACCCAUCAUAAAGACUUUUCGCUCCUCCUCUCUGGAUGCUACCAUCCUUAACUCACAAGCACCACCCAAUGAGGUGGUAUUCAAAAGUGGACGUGGCACUGUGCAAAGGCAGGAAUCUUUCGAUGAGGGAACACUGGAGGUUCCUAAACAAGUGCGCUCAAGUUCUGUGGAUAUAAGUCUUCCUACUGAAAAGGAGGCUCAUUACAGGGCCAUCGCCAUUACUUCAAAUACAACGACUGGAGACAUUGUGUUAGGGACUGACUUGUUGUCAGGGGAUGGGAAGAAAGCUAUUUCCAAAAAUGCAUUGAACCAUGCAGCCAAUUAUUUACAUCCUACCCACGCUGAGCAUGGGUACCGGCGGCGGGAGCUUCGGGACACUGUCGACUGGCUGGUACGUACAUUGUCUUGUCUGUCCUGGCAGGAAAUCACUUAUUGAAUUAUUGACAUAAGGUAAUGACUUAACAACUAAAGGCUAAAGACCAAUUCUUUUUUGCUUAUUUCCUGUGCAUUCAUUGCUGGGUAUACUUUGAGG
Mizuhopecten yessoensis (Yesso scallop) is the source of this 2018-nucleotide messenger RNA. RefSeq lists its product as uncharacterized. The coding region runs from base 903 to 1922 and encodes 339 amino acids. NCBI's taxonomy places the organism in Eukaryota, Metazoa, Mollusca, Bivalvia, Pectinida, Pectinidae. The record is from RefSeq and is a predicted model, not a curated record. The transcript has 3 exons.